AUGGCUUCCACACGACCACAAAAUAUCGGAAUCAAAGCCGUAGAAAUCUACUUUCCUCAGCAAUGUGUCGAACAAUCUGAACUUGAGAAGUUCGAUGGCGUUGCUGCUGGCAAAUAUACAAUUGGCCUCGGCCAGACUCGAAUGAGCUUCUGCGACGAUCGAGAAGACAUCUACUCCAUCGCCCUCACCACGUUGUCCUCUCUCUUCAAGAAGUACUCAAUUGACCCAGCCAACAUUGGAAGAUUGGAGGUUGGCACUGAGACCAUGUUGGACAAGAGCAAGUCAGUGAAGAGUGUGCUCAUGCAACUGUUCGAAUCAUCGGGGAAUUAUAGCACUGAAGGGAUUGAUACCGUCAACGCCUGCUACGGCGGCACCAAUGCAGUCUUCAACUCCAUCAACUGGGUCGAGUCUUCAGCUUGGGAUGGCAGAGAUGCAGUCGUAGUAGCAGGUGAUAUCGCUCUUUACAAGAAAGGCAAUGCUAGACCAACUGGAGGCGCUGGCUGCGUUGCCAUGUUGAUUGGUCCUGAUGCGCCGUUGGUUUUUGAGCCCGGUCUACGAGGAACAUACAUAAGACACGCAUACGAUUUCUACAAGCCUGAUCUGACGAGCGAGUAUCCCUAUGUGGAUGGUCAAUUGUCCCUUCAGUGCUACACAGAGGCGGUCGAUAAGACCUAUGCUGCUCUGAAUGAGAGGGAAAAGAAGAUGAAGGCACAAUUGAAUGGUCACGCGAACGGGAACGGUGUCAAGGAAGGCGAUGAGCAGAAGACCCCAAUGGAUCGAUUCGACUACAUGGCUUUCCAUGCACCUACUUGCAAGCUCGUCAGCAAAUCCUAUGCUCGCUUGCUUUACAAUGACUACCUCAACGAUCCGGAGAACCCAGUCUUCAAAGACGUUCCAUCAGAACUUCGGAACUUGGAGUACCAGGCCUCUCUUACAGACAAAACUGUCGAGAAGACAUUCAUGGCUAUGACCAAGAAGAGAUUCGCUCAGCGUGUGCAACCUGCUAUUCAAGUCGCUACCAUGUGCGGCAACAUGUAUUGCGGGUCAGUCUGGGGUGGUCUUGUCGGCCUACUCAGCUACAUUGAACCUUCGGCCCUCCAGGGUUCACGCGUGGGCCUCUUGAGCUAUGGCAGUGGUCUUGCAAGCAGUAUGCUGUCGAUGAAGGUCGUUGGUGAUGUCUCGGAAAUGCGCCAGAAGCUGAACCUACAAGAGCGUCUAGAGCAGAGAAAGGUGGUUCCUCCAGAGACAUAUGAUGAUAUGUGUUUACUGAGAGAGAAGGCACAUCUCCAGAAGGACUUCAAGCCCGCCGGAAGCAUCGAAGACUUGCUGCCAGGCACAUACUACCUGACAUUCGUGGACUCCAUGUUUCGACGUGAAUAUGCGGUCAAGGGAGAAGAGAAGCAGUGA
Molecule: messenger RNA, 1407 nt
Organism: Lithohypha guttulata
Lineage: Eukaryota; Fungi; Ascomycota; Eurotiomycetes; Chaetothyriales; Trichomeriaceae
Gene: ERG13
Product: 3-hydroxy-3-methylglutaryl coenzyme A synthase
Exons: 1
Coding region: 1-1407 (468 amino acids)
Biological process (GO): ergosterol biosynthetic process; acetyl-CoA metabolic process
Molecular function (GO): hydroxymethylglutaryl-CoA synthase activity
Source: RefSeq, a predicted model, not a curated record